Molecule: messenger RNA, 1570 nt
Organism: Drosophila montana
Lineage: Eukaryota; Metazoa; Arthropoda; Insecta; Diptera; Drosophilidae
Product: prolyl 4-hydroxylase subunit alpha-2
Exons: 8
Coding region: 12-1511 (499 amino acids)
Biological process (GO): peptidyl-proline hydroxylation to 4-hydroxy-L-proline
Cellular component (GO): endoplasmic reticulum
Molecular function (GO): protein binding; iron ion binding; procollagen-proline 4-dioxygenase activity
Source: RefSeq, a predicted model, not a curated record
UUGCAUACAAAAUGUUGUCUAGCUACUUGCUGCUGCUGCUGCUCCUCCUCCUAAAACAGGCCGUGGUUGAGAACUCUGUGGCCACGUCAACGCAUGACAUGGCGCGAGUGCUCCAAGGCGAGAACGAUCUGCUCACGGAUUUGCGCCUCUAUGUGGCCGCUUUGGAGCGCAAGGUGAAGAUAACCCGAUUGAUUCUGGAUGAUGCGAUCAAGCGGCAGCAGGAGGCCAGAGUUGAUGCGGAGGCUUAUGUGGCCAAUCCUCUGAACAGUCUGCCCUUGGUGCGGCGCAUGCACAUGGAUGCGGGCAGAAUCUUGAAAUGCAUGAAGCUGGAACCGGGUGCAGAUCUGCAAAAGAUAUCGGACUAUCGCCUGGAUGUGAUUAGCGAGGCGGAUCAGGAGGAGGCGAUCAAGGGCCUGCUGCGCAUACAGCAGGUCUAUGAGCUGGACGAGCGGCACAUGGUGCACGGGCAGCUCAGCCAGAAGCAAUACAACGCCAAGCUGAGCACCCUGGACUGCGUGGCCGUGGCACGGCAUCUGCGCAAGCGCGGGGAGGACGAGCAGGCCAUCCGGUGGCUGGAGCUGGCGCUGGAGCAGUACCCAGGCACGCCGGAGCGCGUUUAUCAGCUGCUGAAGAUCGACCGGACGGAGAUAUUGCGCGAACUAGCACACAUUCAAAUUUCCAGGGACAAUUGGCCAGCCGCGGGGUCCACCUAUGAACAGGUGUUAGAGCACGCCACCAGAGCGCAGGACAAAAAGGAAGCUCUGGCUGCCAUUGCGGCCGCCAAGCAGCAUCUCAUGCACUUGCGCCUUUGUCGCGGGCAGAGUCCUCCGCUCGUCAGCUCCUCGCUGCGCUGUCGCUUGAAUACGGCGACCACGCCCUUUCUCCGCCUAGCGCCACUCAAGCUCGAGCAGCUGAGCCUUGAUCCCUAUGUGGUACUCUACCACGAUGUCGUCCAGGCCAACGAGCGCGAGGACAUCAUGCGACUGACCAAACCCUAUUUGCGUCGCGCCCGUGUGGGCGCAGGCAGGGCGGCUGCCCAACGCUUUGCCAUGAAUGCGGGCUACUCCUACAACAAAUCCCGCCGGGGAGAGCGCCUGCGCCAGCGCCUCGAGGACAUGUCCGGCUUCGAUCUGACCAACAGCGGCCAGCUGGCAGUGCUCAACUACGGCAUUGGCGGGCAGUACUACAUGCACUUCGAUUGCUGGUUCGACCAGGACGAUGCUGCCCAUCGUGUUUUCAUCAAGGAUAAUCGCAUUGCCACCAUUUUGCUCUACCUGACCGAUGUGCAGCUCGGCGGACUCACAUCCUUCCCUGUCCUGGGCCUGGCCGUGAAGCCGAGCAAAGGCUCGGCCCUGAUCUGGCACAAUAUGAACAAUGCGGCCGAGUGCGACAGACGGACGCUGCACGCCGCCUGUCCGCUUCUCCUGGGCACUCGCUGGGUGGCCAGCCAGUGGAUCGAUAUGAACGGCCAAUGGCGCACAAAGCGCUGCCUGGCAAACCCGUCGAAUUAAUUAAAGCAAAAAAAAAAAAAAAUAAGUAGAAAAACAUUUGCAUAAGUUUUGCGAUAAUU